AUGCUCAUAAACAUUCAGUAUGCACUCAGGUUCGAAUUUGAGGAAACCAAUAAUGAAGCAGAGUAUGAGGCCGUCAUCAUAGCUAUGGAACUCGCCAUAAAUCUCGAGCUUGAAAAUAUCAAAAUUUACAGUGAUUCCCAGUUGGUGGUUGGACAAAUCAAAGGGACGUUCGAUAGGAAGGACGAGAAGAUGAGCUUAUACUGCUUGAAAGUGCAUGAUCUCCAAAGAAGGUUCAAAAGUUGUGAAAUCAUGAAAAUUACUCGAGCUGAGAAUUGUAAGGCCGAUGCCUUGUCAAGAUUGCUGUUCAUGGGACUAGAUGGACUUGACAGGACAGUCCACGUUAGAAUUGUAACUGAGCCAAGCAUCAAUCAGACCAUAGGUGUCAUGGAUAUUGAUAAUGAACCAUCGUGGAUGGAUCCAAUAGUGGACUUCAUAAAACAUGGCAGUCUUCUAGAAGAUCCUCGAGCAGCAAGAAGCAUCCGGUCCAAAGCUCCGAGGUAUUGCAUGAUUGAGGGAGUUUUGUUUUGCAGACGCCUCACACUUCCAUACCUCAAAUGCCUUAGGCCUUCCGAAUCAUCCCAGGCCCUAGAAGAAGUUCAUGAAGGAAUAUGUGGGAACCAUCAAGGAGCUCGAGCAUUAGCCUUCAAGCUCACAAGGGGGGAAUUGAAGUUUGUGGCUGUGGCUGUAGAGUAUUUCACUAAGUGGGUGGAGGCUGAGCCUUUAGCAACAAUUUCAGAGCCUAAGUUAAGAAGUUUCAUUUGGACAUCCAUGAUAUGCAGGUUCGGGAUACCGAAAGUCCUCAUAACUGAUAAUGGCAGGCAGUUUGACAAUGCACAAUUUAAAAACUUCUGUUCCAACCUAGGGGUUGAUCACCGUUUGACGUCGGUUUCCCAUCCUCAAAGUAAUGGUCUCGUCGAAGUGACCAAACGGAUUAUAUUACAAGACCUCCGCACAAGGAUCGGGGAUGCAAGGGGUUUCUGGCCUGACGAGUUACCUUCCAUACUUUGGAUGUAUAUAACGUCCCACAUAACUGCUACGGGGGAAACCCCCUUCAUGUUGGAUUUUGGUAUUGAGGCCGCCAUCCUUGUUGAAGUCAGGUUGCCCAGCCAAAGAAAGCUUGAGCUCGAAGAUGCAGGGCGUACCACUGAACACCUCGACCUCUUGGAAGAAGUUCGUGAUCAGGCAGUUUUAAGAAUGGCCUCCUACCAAGAUAAAAUAGCAAAGUAUUUCAAUAAAAAAGUGAGGAUGCGGAGAUUCAGAGCCAGACACCUUGUGUUAAGAAGGGCCGAAGCAGCAGGUCAUACCCCGAGCAAGCUAGGACCAGUUUGGGAAGGGCCUUUCGAAGUCAUACGACAUCUCCAAGGAGGCACAUACAGUUUAAGGGAUACAACUGGAAGACCACUUCCAAGACCAUGGAACGCCGAAAAUUUAAAGAUAUAUUACAAGUAA
Olea europaea var. sylvestris is the source of this 1449-nucleotide messenger RNA. RefSeq lists its product as uncharacterized. Gene Ontology annotation, biological process: DNA integration. Bases 1 to 1449 code for a protein of 482 amino acids. The record is from RefSeq and is a predicted model, not a curated record. Gene Ontology annotation, molecular function: nucleic acid binding; RNA-DNA hybrid ribonuclease activity. Lineage: Eukaryota; Viridiplantae; Streptophyta; Magnoliopsida; Lamiales; Oleaceae. The transcript has 2 exons.